UUGAACAACGAAACAAAAAACACCCUGCAUUCAUAAAAGUUUUUGGGCAUGUUCUAGGUCCGAAAAUAUGGGCAAUUUGUGUCAAAUUUCUUCUAUCUUUACACUUUUGCUACUCAGUCUUGAAAUGUUCAUUAGCUGGUCAUGGUGGUUCGAAGGACACAGCCAAGUACGAGACAAGGUUGUUCGCACAAUUCUCACCGUUUUUGUUCCAACGCUGCUACUUUUAUGGUACAAAAAGAGCAAGGCUCAAUUGCCGCCCGGUCCCUAUGGCUUACCCAUCGUAGGUUACCUCCCAUUUCUUCGUUCCAACGUGCAAGAAAAAUUCAUCGAGAUGGCUCACAAAUAUGGUCCCAUCUUCUGCUUGCAGCUCGGAAGCAAGCUUCACGUUGUAGUGAACUCCAUGGACCUAGUAAAGGUCGUGACUCAUGACUUGGACCAAACCUUUGCUAACCGCAACCCAAAACUCUCUGCAUUAACCAUUAGUUACGGCGGGCUUAAUGUUGUGUGGUCCAACAAGGCAUACUGGCGUAAAAUGCGUAGGAUUUUAGUCAGCCAAGUAAUGAGUAACACAAAUCUCAACGCGUGUCAAACAUUUAGAACACAUGAGGUGAGAAAGAUGGUGAAUGAAGUUUAUACUAAGACAGGGACAAAAGUUAAUAUAAACGAAAUUGCUUUUGAGACCGAACUUAAUGUUGUAACGAGUAUGUUAUGGGGUAAUAGCAAAUCUGGUGAAAAGAAUGAUUGUGGUGAUAUGUUAGAUGGUUUUCGAGAAGUUGAGUUCAAGAUUGUUCAGCUCUUAGGAGCACCAAACAUCUCUGAUUUCAUCCCUUGGUUAUCGUGGUUCGAUCUACAAGGCAUUCAGAGGGAAAUGCACAAGCAAUGGGUUCAUCUUGAUAAGAUUUUUGACAACAUCAUUGAAGCAAGAAUCACUGCUAAUGCUAAGAAAAUGGAGGGAGCUGUUGAUGAAGAUGGAAGGAAGGAUUUUCUACAGAUCAUGUUAGAGCUGAAAGACCAGACAGAUACUCUAUCAUCACUUAACAUUGAUCAAAUAAAGGCCCUACUAAUGGACAUGGUUGUUGCUGCUACAGACACCGUAUCAACGAUGGUGGAAUGGGUGAUGGCAGAGAUUUUAAAUCAUCCAAGAAUAAUGAGAGAGGUUCAGGAUGAGCUAACAGAGGUUGUUGGCAUGAACAAUAUUGUUGAAGAAUCUCAUAUGGUAAAAUUGACAUAUUUGGAUGCAGUCAUCAAGGAGACAUUGAGACUACACCCGGCCACUCCUUUCUUGAUCCCAAGGUGCACAGAUGAGACUUCCGUGGUCGGUGGGUACACUAUCCCAAAGGGUAGUAUCGUCUAUAUUAACGUUUGGGGUAUCCACCAUGAUCCCAAAAACUGGACUAAUCCGUUGGAGUUCAAACCAGAGAGGUUUAUAAAAAGCGGUAAAUGGGAUUACAAAGGAAAUAAUAUGGAGUUUUUGCCAUUCGGAUCAGGAAGAAGAAUAUGCCCAGGAGUCCCCUUAGCAGAGAAGAUGUUGAUGUAUAUCUUAGCGUCGCUCUUACAUUCUUUCGAGUGGAGCUUACCAAAAGAUGAAGAGUUUGAGCUUUCACACAAGUUUGCAAAUGUGACAAGGAAAAGCAAACCGCUAAUCGCGAUACCCUUUCAAAGGUUACCUGAAACAAGCCUAUACUUCUAAUAAUGUGUUUGUGUUCAUGAGUUUAUGCAUCUUUUCUUUGAAUUGUCAAGUAUUACCCUUGAAUCACAUAUAUAUGUUAAUGGGAAAACCCCUCAUGUUUAAGGGGAAAUAUAUGUGAUGAUUUGUCCCAAUCGCCAUGGAGAAUUAGAUGUACGUACUAUACAUGAUCAGAAUUCUAAUAAUAUCUGUGAAUUGAAUAAAUAAUAAAUCGUUAUUGUCGUCGGGUUUAUGAUA
This is a messenger RNA of Erigeron canadensis, 1924 nucleotides long. Its product is annotated as cytochrome P450 71AU50-like. The record is from RefSeq and is a predicted model, not a curated record. The coding region runs from base 68 to 1690 and encodes 540 amino acids. Gene Ontology annotation, molecular function: monooxygenase activity; oxidoreductase activity, acting on paired donors, with incorporation or reduction of molecular oxygen; iron ion binding. NCBI's taxonomy places the organism in Eukaryota, Viridiplantae, Streptophyta, Magnoliopsida, Asterales, Asteraceae. The transcript is spliced from 3 exons.